CUCCGACUCGUCGGCGAAUGGGUGGUUUGUAAGGUCCGGGCGAUCGUACAUAAAGUCAGAAUGCCGCCAAACGCUCAGUCCUCCUACAUCGCAAUACGAAUCCAAGUUAGAGCCAGUGCUGCAGGAUCAGAGUUGAGCCAACGAGGUUUCGUCUGAUAAACCAUCAUACAGCGCUCAUCAACCAUUUCGUCAGAUAGUUUUGGGAAUAUGACACGAGGUAGAGCACUUUCGCCAUGACCAUCUCAAGAUUCCAAGAAGGCUCGGAGAGGAAACGCAAAGUGCACAGCAAGUCUCGAAAAGGAUGUGGGAAUUGCAAGUUAAGACGAGUGAAGUGCGACGAAACACGUCCACAGUGUAAUAAAUGCGUAUCUUACGGCGUAUCGUGCAACUUCGACAAAAAGCAGUCUUCACUUGACCUGUCGGCACAAGGGUCUUUCCAGGUGGACCUCUCGCAUAAGCCGCAGACAGCUAAUCUGAAACAAGGCCCACAGAUCGAGCCUGUAUCGGUCAACCAGACCAUAGCUUCCAUAGUCUACGAUUGCUUAUCAAAUGAUACAGCUGCUCCAUUUGGCAAUGGCAAGCAGUUCUGGGUCUUCGACGACAGAGAUUUAGAGAUUCUGAAGAGAUUCCAGGAUAGGACUGUCAUGACGAUUGGGACACGUAGGACGGCAGGGGCGUAUCGGGAUUGUAUGAUACAGCUUGCUUUCGCGCAUCCUUUCCUUAUGCAUAUAGUUCUUAGUCUAACCCUAAUGCACGACGCACACCUCUCCAGCGAUGCAAUCAUGAGUAUGCGUUUCAAAACUAUGUCCCUCAAACACUGGAACACAGGAAACGUUCUCUUUCAACGUAUCCUCUCUCGCCCUAUCGAGCCCUCCUCUCGCGAUGCCUUAUGGGCAACGGCAGCCCUCACCGGAGCACUUGUCUUCUCCUAUGUCGAGAAUACUGACAUGGAGCAAUCAUGGCCUCUCAAAUCCCCGGAUCCGCAUGACCUCGACUGGCUCAAACUCAGUGACGGAAAAAAGGCAAUAUGGCAUCUCACUGACCCACUACGACCCGACUCUAUGUUCAAGAUACUCGUCCAGGAGCAUGAACACCUACAUGUACCGGGAUGGGUCGAAGAAAAUGAUCUGUCCCUCCUUCCAAAAGAAACAAGACGGCUCUUCAAUAUCACCCCAUCCUCCACCGUCCAAAACAACCCGUACCAUCUCCCCGCGCUGAUUCUCAGCCGUCUUCAAGACAUGAACCCAACCCAUGACAAUAUCCUCAAUUUCCUGUACUUCAUGGGCCAUAUGUCGCCGGAGUUCCGUACACUUCUUGAAACGAAGGAUCCCCGGGCUUUGCUGCUUCUUGCGUGGUGGUUCAAGAGACUGGAGACUGGGGAGCUGUGGUGGUUGAAGGGGAGGGCGAGUGUUGAGGGGAUGGCAAUACAGGUUUGGCUGCAGAGAUGGUAUGGUGGGGAACAGGGGCUGACGGAGAUGUUUGAGAGGAUAGGGAGGUGGGAUAAUAGGGAAGACGGGUGGGGUAGUAGGGAGGAGAGUGCAGAGGCUGAGAGCCCGUUGACUGGGUGGUUUGGGAGGGGCGCCUUUGAGGGGACAUUGUGGGGGAAUUGUACUCCGCAGUGA
Lindgomyces ingoldianus is the source of this 1622-nucleotide messenger RNA. RefSeq lists its product as uncharacterized. The record is from RefSeq and is a predicted model, not a curated record. The transcript is spliced from 3 exons. Lineage: Eukaryota; Fungi; Ascomycota; Dothideomycetes; Pleosporales; Lindgomycetaceae. Bases 234 to 1622 code for a protein of 462 amino acids. Gene Ontology annotation, biological process: regulation of transcription by RNA polymerase II. Gene Ontology annotation, molecular function: DNA-binding transcription activator activity, RNA polymerase II-specific; zinc ion binding.